Messenger RNA from Cyphellophora europaea CBS 101466, 1983 nucleotides. RefSeq lists its product as uncharacterized. The transcript has 3 exons. Bases 1 to 1983 code for a protein of 660 amino acids. Gene Ontology annotation, molecular function: structural constituent of ribosome; RNA binding. The record is from RefSeq and is a predicted model, not a curated record. Gene Ontology annotation, cellular component: ribosome; cytosolic large ribosomal subunit. NCBI's taxonomy places the organism in Eukaryota, Fungi, Ascomycota, Eurotiomycetes, Chaetothyriales, Cyphellophoraceae. Gene Ontology annotation, biological process: translation.
AUGAACACUGCCACAGGCGAUACGGUGGUGCCAUCAACCCCGCCUGCGUCCUCACCGCUUGCGAACCCUGCCGACAAAGCCCUCGCAUCACCACCACCUAUGUCGUCUAGCAUGACACCUCCACCUUCCUCGCAGCCGGUGCGCUUUCGCUCUCCCGGUCGCCGACUUAGCGAUGAGCCAUCUAGUGCGCUCCUUGUUUCCCCGCCCUCGACCAUCAAGUACACUGCAGGUACUUCGCUCCCAGAUGCCGACACAAUCGCUAGUGCAGACCUUGGACAACUCAAGUCAAUGGUCAAUGAUCUUAUCAGUGCCGUCAAAGAAGCCCGCACCGCCGCGGCGCAUUUCAAACUGCAGUUUAGCCUGCUCGACAUGGAGACGCAAGAGUCUGCGCAGCGGGCCGAGGUCGAGCACCAAAUGAAGCAGAAGGAGGUCGAAGUUCUCCAAGCUGCAGAACAGAGACAUCGUGCAGCCCUAUCCGUCGCUGCGCGCAAUUCGGCACCCCCUCCAAAUGCUCAGAUAGAGGCUUUGACCCAGACAUGCAAAGACUUGGAGGAUGACCGCAACACGGUCGAGCGCCGACUUGAACGCGCCAAGAAGCUGAUCGAGCUUGAGAAAGACAAGUCGGAGCUGCUGUUGGAGGAGAAUGUGCUAUUGAAGAAGCGCAUUCGAGAGAAUCGCGAACACUUCACCCAGUUCAAGAGCCAGUCGCCCAUCUAUACCACACCACGGGAUCCUUUCACGACUCCUCAUCGUCGCGCGCCUCCUCGCUUCCCAGAGAGCUCCUCCAGCCACCAGCCAUUCGCGGCGCUCCUCGCUGCGGACCAGGUUCUGAGCGGUGAAUCCUUGAGUGUACCGUCUACCCCGACUAGGACAACUCAUGUCACCAAGGUGAAGCAUGGCCACACCCGAGGAGCCCAUUCGCUAUCCUCUCUACAUACCACACCCGCGCGCAAUAGGCCAGUGACGGCAGAUGGUUUUGCAGAAACCAAGUUCCCGAUGUCUGCUCCUGGCUCGCAGCUAGUCAACGAGUCCGCAGAGCGAGAACAUCAUGACCGUGAUAGUACCAUCUCGGUCUCGGACGUAGAGGAGUACCGCAGUGAUGACGACGUGCAGCAAAGUCAAGCAAGUUCAUUGGCAACAGACAUGCUGCGCAACAAUCCAGCCACCCUAGAAUCCUUGCGGCUUUCUCAAGGCGCGGAACGAUCAAGCAACGUGUUGCAAAGUAAGCUGUUCGGCAACGUCAAGAAACCAGCGAAGCUGCCAGCUAAGCGUCGGGGAAGCUUCGAUGAUGGUGCGAUCAAGGCAAAGAAGGCGCGACAUGAUGCGAUCAAGCACAACAACAUCAUCCCGAAUGGGCACUUCCACAAGGACUGGCAGCGUCGGGUCAAGGUGCACUUCGAACAGGCCGGCCGCAAGCACCGUCGUAGAGAUGCCCGUAUCGCCAAAGCCGCCCGCGUGGCUCCCCGCCCCGUCGACCGUCUGCGCCCCGUGGUUCAGUGCCCGACCCUCAAGUACAACCGCCGCGCACGUGCUGGCCGAGGUUUUACUCUGCAGGAGCUGAAGGCCGCCGGCAUCCCCCGCAAGCUCGCUCCCACCAUCGGCAUCUCCGUCGACCACCGCCGCCAGACCACCUCUGAGGAGACUCUCAAGCUCAACGUCGAGCGCCUGCAAUCAUACAAGGCCCGCCUGAUCCUCUUCCCCCGCAAGGCCGGCCAGCACAAGAAACUCGACUCCAACCCCGAGGACCUCAAGCUCGUGCAGGAUGCCGACAAGAUCGUCAAGUCCGUCGGUUCCGUCCUGCCCGUCGAGCCCGGCACGGGCGUCGCCUUCGGCGUCUCCGAGGUCAAGAAGGGCGAGAUGCCCGAGGGCCAGAAGGACGCUUACGCCACCCUGCGGAGAGCGAGGGCCGAUGCGCGGUACGCUGGCAUGCGUGAGAAGCGCGCCAAGGCCAAGGCCGAGGCGGAGGAUGCGAAGAAGAAAUAA